ACUUGAUCACCUUGUAAACAAGAUUCAGAGUGCUCGUAAUUCGCGGAAGAAAGACCAUCUCCUGUCUUGCUCUUAGGAUGUCGAAUCUGUCGAUUUGCGUGUGAUUUUUGUUAUGUAACGACUACAAAAGACGUACUUGUUCCAGUCUGCCCAUAAUUUAGAAGUGCGGCCCGAGCAUAAAACAUGUUGCCAAAGUGUGUUUUUGCUUUCUUUUUUAUCUUUUGCCUCGUUAAUUUCAACAUUUCUGAUGGACGCGGAAUCAACGGAGGCAUGGAUUGCGCUGUUUGCACCGUGGUGCUCGGCCUUUCAAUCCAGGUCGCCCAAAUCCAUAACGACACAAUCGUCGGUGCCUCCACAAAAUUGUGUUCAUUUUUACCCUCAGCAGCCGCAUCUACUUGCAGGAAAAUUGUGAAAACUCUGGAACCCGCCCUCCUCAGCGACGAGCUUUACGAACUUAUCACUCCAGACGUCGUCUGCUAUGGAAUUGGCCUUUGUUACAAAACUCCAGGGGAAAAUUACUGCCACCUUUUCCCAAAACCUAAGAUGACUGGAUUCCACCACGCAGUGACCAAAGUUAAGAAAAAUUUAGGAGGCAACCUGAGAUGGAACUUAUGCUCUCUGCCUGGAAUUAGGGAUAUCUGUGAAGACAUAAAUCGCAGUUUGGAAAGAAUCGAGCCCGCUGUAGACGUCGAUAAAGACUGGUUCAGUACUGUCCAGUCUGCCAGAGGCUCGUUCUGGCGUGGCAAAGACUGCGAUGACGCCGACGCAGUGGCCUACCCUGGCCGACAGGCCGUGCUCGGUGACGCCUUCUCCGACUCGAACUGCAACGGAAUCCACGGCAUCGACCCCGCAACUGCGUCAGCCUGGGAGACCCAGUUGUGCUCUGGAUCUGUCGGCAAAGGCCUAAUUUACAUGGGUGACUCAGUUGGCGCGCACUUCCACUUUCCGGAGAGGUGGAUGGAUCCUCUGCAGGUGGCGCAGAUCGACCCUUGGGACAUUCCCACUAGUCUGCUGCAGAACGUCACCCAGUGGAUUUUAAACGAGGGGGACUGGCCUCAACUGGGCUUUGCCACCGGCUACCUGAACAACACACAGUCUAGUCUCAUUCAGGGUCCUGUGGACUCGAUUUACCUGCGGAUGCUGGCCAUGAACAGGUGCAACCAUCGAGAUUUUCAAAAUUUGUCUCGGAACGGUGCAGCCACAAACACAGUUCUCGCCUACAUGCAGAGCGUAGCUAGGAAUGCAACCAAAGACAGACCGGCCCUUUUCAUCUACGGCCUCUACGGCAACGAUGUUUGCAAUAACUAUAAAGACACAAUUAGCAACAUGACGACGCCGGAAGAGCUGCGGAAGAACGUGAUGGCGGUGCUCGAAUUCAUGGACACGGUACUUCCGGAGGGAAGCCACGCGCUGAUCGUUGGCCUGGUUGACGCUUCAUUCAUCUACCCCGCCAUGCGCGACCUAGUUCACCCCUUGGGCAGGCUGCACAACGACAUCACCUACGGCGAUCUUUACGAGUGGUUCUCCUGUAUGCAGAUUGGACCGUGCAAUGGCUGGAUGACCGCUAACGAAACGCUCAGAGCCAUCACUUCUAAGGCAUCAAAGCGGCUGUCAGCUGAAUUGAAAAAGAUAACCGCGACACAGACGUUCAAUAACUUCAAACUUCACUACCUGGACAACCCAUUGGGGGAAGUGAUGGACGAGUGGGUGAAACAGGGACACAAAGUCGCUGAACUAGUCGACCCAAUUGACAGCCUCCACCCCAGUCAAAUGGCUCAAGCUCUGAUAACAGAAGUUGCUUGGAGAAACAUCAAGAAACAGUUCCCCUACAUUUUGGGCGAGGAGAACCCCAAUAAUGAUAAAAUUAUAGAACUGUUCGGUGACCAAGGCGGCCAUUAAUUUUAAUUUCAUUCCUGCGAUGCCAAAUAAUAUGUUAUUGACAGUGCUUCAGAAACAUUUCUUAUGAUAACAAUGCCAAAGAAGCAGUGAUAUUAAUGUUAAAUUACUAACUGACGAGGCGCUGAAAUAAAAAGCGAAAUAUUAACCUCUGUUUUAAA
Cloeon dipterum is the source of this 2057-nucleotide messenger RNA. RefSeq names its product acyloxyacyl hydrolase-like. Lineage: Eukaryota; Metazoa; Arthropoda; Insecta; Ephemeroptera; Baetidae. Bases 184 to 1899 code for a protein of 571 amino acids. Gene Ontology annotation, biological process: negative regulation of inflammatory response; lipopolysaccharide catabolic process. The record is from RefSeq and is a predicted model, not a curated record. Gene Ontology annotation, molecular function: acyloxyacyl hydrolase activity; calcium ion binding. The transcript has 9 exons.